AUGCGCCUUGUUCUCCUCGAGUGGAAGAAGCCUGCGGACGCGCGCAACAGUCCGUCUGUGCGAUCCAUCCAUCCGUCCGUCUGCGCUGCCACGAGCGCAAGCGCGAGCUCGCUGCCCCACGGGGCGCGCGUGCGUACGUGCGCGCUCGCGGGGGCGCGGUCGGCCGCCAGUGGCCUCCCCACAACGGGCACUUGGGAUUUCUCGGCCUGGUUCGAGGGGCCGCAGUGCUGCAUCGCACCCUAUUGCACCCGCUUUCUUUCCGCCGGUCUCUGCCCCGUCGCGCAUCGCGCGCAUCCAGGAGCCCAGAAUCUCCUGUACAGUACGUGUGCAAUGCACGCACGCACGCACGCACGUAUGCAUGGUGGCGAACGCUCCACCCCACUGCCCCCCGCGCGCGAGUUUGUGCCGUGUGCCGAGCCGGCAGGGCAUCGCAGCGCAGAGGCCUCGCCUCGAAGCGUGUGCCAGCGCACCGCCCGCCGAACACAUCCAUCCGGGGGGAUCGAGAUGGCGAGCGAGCCCCGCGACUCGUCUCGCGCGUGGGAGUCCUCGAUCUCCCUCUACACGUACUGUAAUAGUUUGGGCUUGGGCUUGGGCUUGGGCUUGGGCGUGGGCUUCCAGCUGCUCGACCAAUGGGGCGCGGGCGCGGGGUCACGCCGAAGCCUCGACGCGCCUGCGGGGGUCUGA
Molecule: messenger RNA, 684 nt
Organism: Heterobasidion irregulare TC 32-1
Lineage: Eukaryota; Fungi; Basidiomycota; Agaricomycetes; Russulales; Bondarzewiaceae
Exons: 3
Coding region: 1-684 (227 amino acids)
Source: RefSeq, a predicted model, not a curated record